GAGUCUCCUGGGAGCAUGGUCCACCCCAGAGACCCGUUGCUGAGGCGAACUUGGCUGCUGUGUCCUCCCACUCAGGACUCGGCUUUGACAGGCACGAGGCAGGGACUGGGGUACUGGUGAGCCCCUACCUCUCAGAUCUUUCAGGACCUGGGCAGGACCUGUAGUUUCCCAGGGGAGACCCGGCCCGGGAGUAAGGGUGAGGUGGAACCUGACCUUUCCCAUUCACAGCUGCAGGUCCUGGUGUCUUCGGCGGGCGCGGCUUGGAUUUCAAACUGGAGGGGUUCAGGAGGGGGCACAAGCAUGGAGCAACAUUGGGGUCUACUUCGAAGAGUGCAACAGUGGUCCCCAAGACCCUCUCAGACUAUCUACAGACGUGUGGAAGACCCUCAGCUGGAGCACCUGGAGGAGCAAGAGAGGGGGGAAGAGGAGGGGCUUCCUGUCCAGUUCUGCCACAUGGAACUCAAAGGCCCUGAGCACUUAGGCUCCUGUGCCGGGAGGUCAAUUCCCAUACCCUGGGCUGCAGCAGGUCAAAAGGCUGCCCCCUAUCUGGUCCUGACCACCUUGCUAAUCUUCACUGGGGCCUUCCUCCUGGGCUACGUGGCCUUUCGAGGGUCCUGCCAGGCAUGUGGGGACUCCGUGUUGGUGGUCAGUGAAGAUGUCAACUCUGAGGACUCCCGCCAGGGCACAUUGUACUUGAGUGACCUCCAGGCCAUGUUUCUUCGGUUCCUUGGGGAGGGGCGCAUGGAGGACACCAUCAGGCUGACCAGCCUCCGGGAACGCGUGGCUGGCUCAGCUAGGAUGGCCACCCUGGUCCAAGACAUCCUCGAUAAGCUCUCGCGUCAGAAGCUGGACCACGUGUGGACUGACACGCACUAUGUGGGACUUCAGUUCCCGGACCUGGCUCACCCUAACACCCUGCACUGGGUGGAUGCAGACGGGAGCGUCCAGGAGCAGCUACCACUGGAGGAUCCGGAAGUCUACUGCCCCUAUAGCUCCACGGGCAACGCCACGGGCAAGCUGGUGUACGCCCACUACGGGCGGCCGGAGGACCUGCAGGACCUGAAAGCCAAGGGCGUGGAGCUGGCCGGCAGCCUCCUGCUAGUGCGAGCUGGGGUUACUAGCUUCGCCCAGAAGGUAGCCAUUGCCCAGGUCUUUGGGGCCCAAGGAGUGUUGAUAUACCCUGACCCAGAAGACUUCUCCCAGGACCCCCACAAGCCCGGCCUGUCUAGCCACCAGGCUGUGUAUGGACAUGUGCACCUGGGAACCGGAGACCCUUACACGCCUGGCUUCCCGUCCUUCAAUCAAACCCAAUUCCCUCCUGUCGAAUCAUCAGGCCUUCCCAGCAUCCCUGCCCAGCCCAUCAGUGCUGACAUUGCUUAUCAAUUGCUCAGGAAACUCACAGGCCCUGUGGCUCCCCAGGAGUGGAAAGGUCACCUCUCAGGCUCUCCUUAUCGGCUGGGACCUGGGCCCAGCUUACGCCUCGCAGUCAACAACCUCAGAGUCUCCACUCCUAUCAGUAACAUCUUUGCGUGCAUCGAGGGCUUCGCAGAGCCAGAUCACUAUGUUGUUAUUGGGGCCCAGAGGGAUGCAUGGGGCCCAGGAACAGCCAAGUCUGCAGUGGGGACUGCCAUCCUGCUGGAGCUGGUUCGGACCUUUUCCUCCAUGGUCAGCAACGGGUUCAGACCUCGAAGAAGUCUUUUGUUCAUCAGCUGGGACGGAGGUGACUUUGGCGGCGUGGGAUCCACAGAGUGGUUAGAGGGCUACCUCAGCGUGCUACACCUCAAAGCUGUCGUGUACGUGAGCCUGGACAAGGCCGUGUUGGGAGAUGGCAAAUUCCAUGCCAAGACCAGCCCCCUUCUCGUCAGUCUCAUUGAGAAUAUCCUGAAGCAGGUGGAUUCCCCUAACCACAGCGGACAGACGCUCUAUGAACAAGUGGCACUCACCCACCCCAGCUGGGACGCUGAAGUGAUUCAGCCCCUGCCCAUGGACAGCAGUGCAUAUUCCUUCACAGCCUUUGCGGGGGUCCCAGCUGUGGAGUUCUCCUUCAUGGAGGAUGAUCGGGUGUACCCAUUCCUGCACACAAAGGAGGACACCUAUGAGAACCUGCACAAGAUACUGCGAGGUCGCCUGCCCGCCGUGGUCCAGGCAGUGGCUCAGCUCACGGGCCAGCUCGUCAUCCGACUGAGCCACGAUCAUCUACUGCCGCUGGACUUCGGCCGCUAUGGAGACGUGGUCCUCAGGCACAUCGGCAACCUCAAUGAGUUCUCUGGGGACCUCAAGGCCCGCGGGCUGACCCUGCAGUGGGUGUACUCUGCAAGGGGGGACUACAUCCGGGCAGCGGAGAAGCUGCGGAAGGAGAUUUACAGCUCGGAGCAGAACGAUGAGCGUCUGAUGCGCAUGUACAAUGUGCGCAUCAUGAGGGUGGAGUUCUAUUUCCUGUCCCAGUACGUGUCGCCGGCCGACUCCCCAUUCCGCCACAUUUUCCUAGGACAAGGCGACCACACUUUGAGUGCCCUGGUGGAUCACCUGCGGAUGCUGCGCUCCCAUGGCUCGGGAGCCGCCUCUUCCCAGUUGACACCGGGUCUGGGCUUCCAGGAGAGUCGCUUCCGGCGGCAGCUGGCGCUGCUCACGUGGACGCUGCAGGGGGCAGCCAACGCACUCAGUGGGGACGUUUGGAACAUCGACAAUAACUUUUGAGGCCAGAAGCCCUCCAUAGGCCCCACGUGAUUCUCUUUCUCCCUAUUUGAGUGGUUCAGGCAAUGGCGGUGCCUGAGAUUGCAACCUAUCCUCAUUAACACCUUUGGUCCUGCAACACCGGGUGAGCGGUAUUUUCUCAGUGUGAUUGUCAUGCCGUUGCUUAUCCAGAAAGCGGUUUUCUUCCCAUCACUGGCCCUUCUGCCUUCAGGAGCAAAGUUCCCCGUAUCUAGAGACUAUCUAGACGCUGGGAUCUGACCAGCUCUCUUAGCCGGUGAGAUGGAUAUCGUCAUUAUCUUAUGACACAUGGUGGUAUGUGCCGCCCAAGGGGAUUAGAUGUCAAUAAACCAAUUGUAACCUCCGUUGUC
This is a messenger RNA of Arvicanthis niloticus (Nile rat), 3062 nucleotides long. NCBI's taxonomy places the organism in Eukaryota, Metazoa, Chordata, Mammalia, Rodentia, Muridae. The record is from RefSeq and is a predicted model, not a curated record.